GAUUAAAAUUAGUUAAUGAAGUCGGUUACAAUUACUCAAGCCCAGUUGAAGGCCCCUCAGCCCGUUGCUCAUAUCAAAGAGGUGUUGAACACUCGAGGAAUCCGCUCGUACCAUCAAUUCAUCAGUGGAAUUGGUGAGCGAAAAGAGAUGAAUCUGAACAUGAAUUCAAUGGAAUCGCUUUUGGCUCAAAUCCAAGCACUAUCGAGCACUGCGUCAGACCAAGCACAGCUUCACAGCUUUCUCAAACAAUCGGAAGAGCUACUCCAUUCCGACUUCUCUCUAUUGUUCUCUUCUCUCCCUCAACUCGAUCCUUCCCAACACUCCCUCGGCUUUCUCUAUAUCUUGGAGGCAUGCACGAUAUUCCCAGUUGCAAAGGAGCAAAUAAACGAACUGCUUGUUCCUAUCGCUAAAUUUAUCAAUUUAUGUGACGUAGAACAAAUCCGUAUGGCGCCCGAUAAAUUCAUUACUCUUUGUAAAAGGUUUAAGGAGCUAGUUAUCUCGCUGGAAGCUCCAAUACGUGGUGUGGCUUCAAUGCUGACUGCUAUUCGGAAACUGCAAUCCUCCUCUGAGCAAUUAACAACAUUGCAUGCCGAUUUUCUUCUUCUAUGUAUAUUGGCAAAGUGCUAUAAAACUGGCAUCUCUGUGCUGGAGGAUGACAUUUAUGAAACUGAUCAGCCACGAGACUAUUUUCUCUAUUGUUACUACGGGGGAAUGGUUUGCAUUGGACAAAAGCAGUUCCUCAAAGCAUUGGAACUCUUACACAACGUUGUGACAGCGCCUAUGUCUACUCUAAAUGCAAUUGCAAUUGAAGCUUACAAAAAGUACAUUUUGGUUUCACUGAUUCAUCUUGGGCAGUUCUCUACCAGUUUUCCAAAAUACACUUCUUCCGUGGCUCAAAGGAACUUAAAGAACUACUGCCAGCCCUACCUGGAGUUGUCAAACAGUUAUGGCACUGGAAAAAUCUCUGAGCUUGAGACAUUUGUUCAAACAAACCAGGAAAAGUUUGAAACUGAUAAUAAUCUUGGAUUAGUAAUGCAAGUAGUGUCUUCUAUGUAUAAACGCAAUAUUCAGCGGUUAACUCAAACAUACCUAACUCUUUCCCUCCAAGAUAUUGCUAACACUGUCCAGCUAAGAGGUCCUAAAGAGGCAGAAAUGCAUGUGCUUCAGAUGAUUGAAGAUGGUCAGAUAUAUGCAACAAUCAAUCAGAAGGAUGGUAUGGUUAGAUUUCUGGAGGAUCCUGAGCAAUAUAAAACAUGUGGAAUGAUUGAACACAUCGAUUCAUCAAUUAAGAGAUUGAUGGUGCUGUCGAAAAAGUUGACUUCUAUGGAUGAACUUAUGUCAUGUGAUCCUAUGUACCUAGGGAAGGUUGGUAAGGAGAGACAGAGAUUUGAUUUUGAUGAUUUUGAUGGUGUUCCUCAGAAAUUCACUAUCUGAGAUGAGCCAAGUCUAGUUCUCUGAGUAAAUAUAUCAAAUGAUGCUGAUAUGUUCAUUUGAAAUAUAAGCAAACUUUGUUUCUUUGUCCUCGAGAAAUGGAUAAGAUAAGGAAAUAGGUGUAGUUAACUCCUGGUUCAGUCAGUGGUGUAUCAUGUCUGUUCCCUUUGCCCUUCUGCCUUUUGUCUUUUGGCCAGGUUCAACUGCUUGCUCUAGUUUUAGUUGAUCUGGCAAGGAAACUUUCUAGUUGCAGUUGGCUGCUAGGAGGAUCAUAAUAUUUAUGUUCUUUGGUGGACUUUGUUUAAAGAGAUCUCCCAGUUCUGAGUUAUAACAAAAAUGGGUACCCUUCUUUCUA
Messenger RNA from Capsicum annuum, 1786 nucleotides. RefSeq names its product COP9 signalosome complex subunit 3-like. The record is from RefSeq and is a predicted model, not a curated record. Gene Ontology annotation, cellular component: COP9 signalosome. Gene Ontology annotation, biological process: ubiquitin-dependent protein catabolic process. The coding region runs from base 16 to 1434 and encodes 472 amino acids. The transcript has 12 exons. Lineage: Eukaryota; Viridiplantae; Streptophyta; Magnoliopsida; Solanales; Solanaceae.